This is a messenger RNA of Morus notabilis, 710 nucleotides long. RefSeq names its product non-specific lipid transfer protein-like 1. The transcript has 4 exons. The record is from RefSeq and is a predicted model, not a curated record. Bases 1 to 675 code for a protein of 224 amino acids. Lineage: Eukaryota; Viridiplantae; Streptophyta; Magnoliopsida; Rosales; Moraceae.
AUGGAAUUAGGUCUGAAGGCUUUCAAAUCAAGUGCAAUAUUAUGGGGUUAUAUUCUUGUCGUUGCUUUGUCUAUGACGUUAUCAGUUAAUGGGCAGAUCUGCACAGCAUCAAUGGUGUCCACUUUCACUCCAUGCUUGAAUUUCGUUACUGGCAGCAGCAACAAUGGGUCAUUACCAUCCACAGGCUGUUGCAGUUCUCUAAAAUCAAUAUUGAGCACUAGCGUGGACUGUGCUUGUCUUCUAAUAACUGCCAAUGUCCCUGUUCAACUGCCCAUCAACCGAACCCUCGCAAUCUCACUCCCUAGAGUUUGCAACAUGGACAACGUGCCAACACAAUGCAAACCUGCCGGGGCUCCCCUUCCAGCUCCAGGUUCUGCGUUUCUAGGGCCGACUCCCGCCGCACCUACAGGUAUUGCUGAUUCUCCUUUUAGUCCACAAGCUUCUGAAGAAGUAGAAACAGCUCCUGCACCAGAAUCCGAAACAACUGAUCAUGAACAGUUAAUGCCGAUAGUUUCUGCGCCUGUCGAAUCGGAAGGCCCAUCACCAACAACUGCAAAUGCAGGAAUCCGACCAGUGUUGAAAUCACCAGCCUCUUCUGGUUCUUGUCUCUCUUAUGUUUUCCCAGCAUACCUUCUGCAUAUAGCUAUAGGAGCCAUGUUUUUCAUCUCCUAUUAAGUUUCUUUCCGUGUGUAAUUCUCUGUCCUUCUAUU